CUACUGCAAUUGCACUGAUGACGUGAACUAUCAAGAAGGAGACAUCGCUUUUAUGUUAACUCAUACAUGUUGUAUUAAUUUAAUAAUAAAAGAAGUAUGAGUGCAAUUUUAAAAAUGUAAAAACACCGAUGCCACUUUGUGAAAUAUUCCUAGACGAAUAGAAGUCGAGUUGCACGUCGCGUACUGCAACACUGUCGCCGUUCACCAAUCGAGGGGCCUCCUUAGAAUUUGAAUUUAAUGACGUAAGCGAAAACCAGUAAAAUGGUACGAAUCGAACAGUUCGGUAGAUUCAGAAUCGCAAAGUGUCAGUCGUACAGUUCGACAAGUUCAUUGACGAAUACAAACGUUUCCUUCGAAGCCUCUAAUGAUAACGUUUAAUGUAAUUUGCAUCGCACGUUCACCGACACUCGGAAAGCUGAUUCGUUACGUAUCGUUGUUCGAGUAACUUUCGAAACUGUACUACGUACAACGAUGCUUUCAAGCAACAUAAACAGAGUCCGAACAAUUGGAAUCGUUUCAGUUCGUUCGAUCCCUGAAAAACUCCGAUAAGUUUUAAGUACACAGGAGACUUCGAAGUUUCUGAAUAUGUUUAGUAACGGUUAUCGUUUGAAUUCUAACAUUAUCCUAAAGUGACAUUACAUAUCGCACUGUACAUGGGUACGCAUGUGGCACAUGUUUACCUUUUUCUGUUGUUGCAUCUGCGAUCAGUGCGAUUGAAUCAGAUUUGGCAAUAAUGUCAGAUCUGUCAGGGAGCAGCAGGUCGAUGUUAACCAACAAUUCGCACGCCAGUUCACGUCCAAAGUUUCAACCGUUACGCGUGAAAGAACUGUUGGAUUUUUGUGAGAGCGAUGACGACGAGAGCGAAGAUAAAACACAAGGUUCUGACAGUGAAUCGGAUUCCGAUGAUCCUCAACCGCUGCCACAAGACGACGACGUUCGAGCUCGAGGGAACGACAACGGUAGAGAACAAACUGUUGAGUUAGCAGGAAUCUGUCGAGCUGGACGUACGAUCGUCUCUCCGGACCAUGGACAGCCUGUGUGUGUCAAUGAAAUGUGUAAACCGGGGAGUGGUGAGUUUUUCGAACAGAGCGAGAGACACACGAGCUGCGAACAAUCUGUUCAGGUGCAAUCGGAUAUUGAGAAUCGUACGCAGGAGAAGAUUUUUCAGCUAGAACAGAGGAGUAGACACGCCGACGAUGUUAGAAGGCAAUCGAGUCACGAUCAAAUGUAUAAUAAUCAAGUUCAAUCCGUAGAUCAAACCUUUUAUAGAAAGAGCAGCAGCAACGAGCCUGUCGCCUCUGCGCCGUCCGGAGUAUGUCGCUUCCAAAAUGCGAACUUGAAGAGAGAAGCAUCAGAGUCGAAGGAGAACGAGGAGAAAGCACAUGAGACCGUGUCUUCUACUAAAUUUGAUGCAGGGACAUUUGUAAAUCAUGCCAGUCAAUGGACAUUACAAACUCCUAUGAAAUUUGCUCCGGUGAACCCUGUACAUCCGGAUCCUUGUUUCUCUCGCAGGAAUAUUGAACAGACGCCACGAAACAGAUCAUCGGAUAUACCUAAAAACCAUGGGUUGACUCCAUCUACAAUUUUGUCUAAUUGGACUCAAGGCGAUUCAAAACAAACUCCGCUGCAGACUAGGAGUAUUAACUUUAAGGAUUCGAUGCAAACUCCAAAAAAUUGUAGUUAUUUUACACCGACCGUAAUGAGAACUGAGAAACCGAUGUACUUGAGUACAGAAGUCAGGAAGCCUUUGGCAGACGCGGGAUGUUUCACACAAAACAGUGUUCCUAAUAGGCAUUUAUUCCAAGGAUCUCAGAUUUCGAACCGAGUUACAAUGAAAAACGAAGUUACAUCGAAAGAUGAAAGUAAGACGUGUAAAAACAUAAUUAAAACAAGUUUGUCCAGGCAAAUGCCAGAAACGUUGGAAAACGUGCACCUAGAGUCAGAUGUCAAUGAUAGAUUAAAAGAAAAUAAACAUUCGAAUGUAGAGGGUACGAUGGUAGAUAAGAAAACGGUGAGAAACGCGUCCAACAGUCGAUCCGUUGCUCAUUCCAUCGAAGAGAGCAGGGAAGCGUCGAUGUCAGUGCACGAUCGUCCGCAAAGUCAACGUCCGGAAGCUAGUAAUCAAAGUCAGCAGGAAGAAUUACAGAAGAUUGUAAACAAUGUGCCGCAUGUACAAUUUUCAACGCCGUCAAACAUACCCAAAUCGAGGCAGAGUAAAACCCUUUUUGUGAAAGGGAAAGAGUACUUGAUUUUAGGUACGCUUGGCCAGGGCAUGAGCGGCGAGGUUUUAAGAGUUCAAGACUUGUCUUCGCUCGAAUUAUGCGCCAUCAAAUGUGUCAAUCUGAGUCGUAUAGACAAGGAGUCGGCGCAAGGUUGCUUAGAAGAAAUUUCCAUGUUACAUAAAUUACAAGCACCGUGUGUCGUCAAAAUGUUUGAUUACGAGAUCAAUUAUCCUAUGGUCUACGUAGUAAUGGAAAUGGGAGACACCGAUCUCAGUCGUCUUUUGAGAACGAUGUUGCAAGAGAAGCAAAUUCCUCUUACAAUGAUACUGUAUUAUUGGACAGAAAUGUUAACAGCUGUUAAGCACAUACACGAUAACGGAGUAAUUCAUUCAGACCUGAAACCUGCUAAUUUCUUGUUAGUACGAGGACGACUGAAACUUAUAGAUUUUGGUAUUGCUUCUAGUAUGAACGCCGAUAUGACGUCCGUCGUGAAAAACUGUCCGAUUGGGACUUUAAAUUAUAUUAGCCCAGAAGCUCUGAUGGACACCGGCGGGGGUGCUGAUUCUCCCACGCAGGACGUCAAAUACAAAAUAAGUUUCAAGUCGGACGUGUGGUCGUUAGGAUGUAUUCUGUACAGUUUGGUAUACGGCCGCACCCCGUUUCAUCAUAUUCGUUCGCAAUGGGCCAAAGUGAACGCGAUAACUAACCCGAAAUUGAACAUUUCUUUCCCUACGACUUUGCCCUCGGGGAACGGUAACAAAGUCAUCCCCUCGCCACCGAUUUUAAUCGACGUGAUGCGUAAGUGCCUUCAGCAUGACCCAAAAGCGCGGCCGACGGUGGCCGAGCUUUUGCAAGUAGAGUACAUUCCUACUACGCAGGAGCACAUCUCGAGACCUCCUGAGAUACCAGCGAAUAUUUUGAUAAAAAUAAAGAAUGUACUGAAUGAUGAGGAAUGGCGACAAUUAACACGGAUUUUGGAGAGUCGAUAGAUGAUACUGACGAAACUAUUCGAAUUAAGUACCGCUAAUUACGUACAUAGGUUUUGUUUUAUACAUAACAACUGGCAAUAAUACAUAGGACGCUUAUUUUAUUGUAUCAUAGUGAAGUAUGCGAUUAUUUCUAUACUGGUUGAAAUGAAAAUUGUACCAUGGUAUUUUUCUAGAGCCCAGUUCAUGUACGCACAUUGAGUAAAACUGCCCGCAUCGUAAAUGAAACACGGGCGAUCUAUUAAA
Ceratina calcarata is the source of this 3454-nucleotide messenger RNA. RefSeq names its product dual specificity protein kinase monopolar spindle 1 (gene Mps1). Gene Ontology annotation, biological process: meiotic spindle assembly checkpoint signaling; mitotic spindle assembly checkpoint signaling; peptidyl-serine phosphorylation. The record is from RefSeq and is a predicted model, not a curated record. Gene Ontology annotation, molecular function: protein serine/threonine/tyrosine kinase activity; ATP binding; protein serine/threonine kinase activity. The coding region runs from base 734 to 3211 and encodes 825 amino acids. Gene Ontology annotation, cellular component: nucleus; kinetochore. The transcript is spliced from 5 exons. Lineage: Eukaryota; Metazoa; Arthropoda; Insecta; Hymenoptera; Apidae.